CAACGCCUCAGCCUGGCCAUUGACCAGUCGCCCUUGCGCCUGCCUCUUAACCAGCAGGAAAGUCCAAUUUGUUAUAACUCAAAGCAAACUACUUUCCACCUUCCAAACCCUUCGAAACCCAAACUAAAGCUAAGAUGGCUCGCACCAAGCAGACCGCUCGCAAGUCCACCGGUGGCAAGGCGCCCCGCAAGCAGCUCGCCACCAAGGCCGCUCGUAAGACCCCCGCAACUGGCGGUGUGAAGAAGCCUCAUCGCUACCGCCCCGGUACCGUGGCGCUGCGUGAGAUCCGCAAAUAUCAGAAGUCGACAGAGCUGCUCAUCCGCAAGCUGCCGUUCCAGCGCCUGGUCCGUGAGAUUGCCCAGGACUUCAAGACCGACCUGCGUUUCCAAAGCCAGGCCGUGCUGGCGCUACAGGAGGCCGCCGAGGCCUACCUGGUGGGCCUGUUCGAGGACACCAACCUGUGCGCCAUCCACGCCAAGCGUGUGACGAUCAUGCCCAAGGACAUCCAGCUGGCCCGCCGCAUCCGUGGCGAGCGUGCCUAAAUGCCCUGGCCCCUGCACUGCCUCUGGCGUUUCCCCGCUGUCUUGAGCGCGACGGCAGCAGGCGGCGCAACACAAAAACUCGGUGUUUCUCAACACCACCUUUUUUCCUUGGUAACUUUGUCCCGGGGACGAGGCAGAACUACAUCAGGCGCCCCUGAGCUACAUUGUUGACAUGAGAGAUUUUUUUCGUGCAUGGCAAUGUUACGAAUAAGUGAACUGGUCUCGCAAUCGCAUGGGCCGAUCGGCCCGCAUUCGCAUUGCCUAUCUGUGCAGGCUCUGCAGCAGAUAGGCUGGGAACAACAAAGAUAUUGGGGCGAGCAGCAUCCUGCAGCUCAGCACAGCCGGCAGCAGACCCUGUCGACAACCGUGCGGUUGCCGUAAUCACAAAACCGUG
Molecule: messenger RNA, 936 nt
Organism: Chlamydomonas reinhardtii
Lineage: Eukaryota; Viridiplantae; Chlorophyta; Chlorophyceae; Chlamydomonadales; Chlamydomonadaceae
Exons: 1
Coding region: 135-542 (135 amino acids)
Cellular component (GO): nucleosome
Molecular function (GO): DNA binding; structural constituent of chromatin; protein heterodimerization activity
Source: RefSeq, a predicted model, not a curated record